This is a messenger RNA of Osmerus eperlanus (European smelt), 4266 nucleotides long. RefSeq names its product caveolae associated protein 1b (gene cavin1b). Gene Ontology annotation, molecular function: rRNA primary transcript binding. NCBI's taxonomy places the organism in Eukaryota, Metazoa, Chordata, Actinopteri, Osmeriformes, Osmeridae. The record is from RefSeq and is a predicted model, not a curated record. Gene Ontology annotation, cellular component: caveola; cytoplasm. Bases 349 to 1743 code for a protein of 464 amino acids. The transcript has 2 exons. Gene Ontology annotation, biological process: termination of RNA polymerase I transcription; transcription initiation at RNA polymerase I promoter.
AGGGUUUCUCUGGGAAGUGUGGCAUUCGUGUCCCGGCGCUCAUGUGGUAACUUCCAGACCUGCUCUGCUUUCCCUGAACACUGGCCCACACCCAGGGAUAGAACAAGAGGGGGAGAGAGAGAGAAAUAAGGAAAGAAACGCAGAGUGAAUGUUUGUUUGAAAGAGAAAGCUUGAGGAGCAGAGAAAAGUGAAGACGACCAGAGAAGGUUAGACGUGAAGAGAGGGUGAUAUCAGGUGUUAAGAACUUUCAAAAGACAGAGAAAACAAAUAUAAUUUUUUGGCAAACGUCAUCUGUGUGUGUUUGUGAAUAUUACAACUCUAAUUCUUAAAAGUAACUGAGAAGGAACCAUGGAAGUCAUUGAAAGCUCAAGUGUUCACCUGGAGCAGCAAACCCUCACUGAGAUCUCCGACGACGAGGUCAACCUGCCACCUUCUGAUGACGAAGACGAAGCCGCUGUCAGAAAGGAGCAGUUGACCCUCGGCACUGAGGGGGAUGCUGAAGAAGAGAAAGACGACAAAAUGGACUCCCAGGUGAACGGGGUGAUGGUUCUGGCCCUUUUGGACAAGAUCAUUGGGGCGGUGGACCAGAUCCAGCAGACCCAGAGUGGGCUUGAGGCGAGACAGCAAGAAAUGGAACGCUCUGUCACGGGCAUCCAGGGCGAGCUCACCAAGCUGGCCAAGAGCCACAGCACGACUUCCAACAGUGUCAACAAGAUGUUGGAAAAGGUGCGCAAAGUGAGCGUCAACGUCAAGACGGUUCGAGCCAACCUGGAGAAGCAGGGAGGUCAGAUCAAGAAGCUGGAGAGCAACGAGAACGAGCUGCUGAAGAGACGCAACUUCAAAGUCAUGAUUUAUCAGGAUGAAGUGAAGGUGCCCUCCAAAGUCAGUGUGUCCAAAUCCAUGAAGGUGCCCGAGUCUAUAGGGGGCAGCAAAGGCAGCCAGCUAGAGCUGAAGGAAGUGGUGGAGGAACCAGGAGAGGAAGGAGGAGAAGAAGAGAAAGCCCAUGUGGACCUCUCCUCUGAUGAGGAAGAGGUGGAAAUCGAGGAGACCAUAGAAGAGUCACGUACUGAGCGUAUCAAGCGGAGCAGCCUCCAGCGCGUGCAGACGCUCAAGACGGUCUUCUCCAAAGACAAGAUGGACAAGACCAAGCAAAAGACAAAAGACAGCUUGGAGAAAACCAAACAGAAAACAAAGGAGAACCUAGAGAAAACCAAACAGAAAACAAAGGAGAACCUAGAGAAAACCAAGCAAAAGACCAAGGAGAACUUGGAGAAAACCAAGCAAAGGACCAAGGAGAACUUGGAGAAGACACGUCAUAACAUUGAAAAGAAGAUGGGAAAGUUGGGAACGCGUAUGAGCGUAAACCCUGAGCGCAAAGAGAAGAUGAAGACCUCCCGGGAGAAGAUGAAGAAGUCAUUCACGCCCGACCACACCGUCUACGCUCGAGCCAACACCGCCGUCUACAAGGUGCCCCCAUUUACCUUCCACGUCAAGAAGAUCAGAGAGGGCGCGGUGGAGAUCCAGGGGACUGAGAUGGUUGAGGUCUCCCAGGAGGCCUUCAACGGGCUGGAGGGGGAGGUCGAGGAAGCAGGUAUGGAGAUGGAGAUGAUGAAUGGAGGUGGGGAGGAGGAGGAGGAAGAAAUGGAAGAUGAAGAAGAGGAUAAUGAGGAGAAACUGCUGGACAACGAAGAUUUGGAGUUGGAGUUGGCACUGGAGCGAGAGCGGGAGCGGGACAGUGACUAGAGGGAGGAUCUAGAAGAGAAAAGGAAGGCUGAAAGAGUGAACACAGACCAAUCCCAAAUCAUUUCUUUACUCCUACCAAUGUAGAUUAAUAUUGAAAUUCAGAAGUUAAAAACCUAUAGUAUUUCUAUAUUGCUUAUACUUGCCUCGGGCUUUGGGAUGGGGCAAAGAAAAGAUUUGGGAUUGGCUGCUUAGUUGGAAGGCCCUAAAGAGAGGUUGAUUGAGGAGGACUUUCAAGGGGUGCAGAAAGGAGGAGUAGAAUUGUAUGAGGGCUGAGUAAGAUCUAUUUUUUUGUGUGUGUGUGUGUGGGGGGGGGGGGGGGGGGAAUCUGAACUCCAAUGUCGCUCAAAAAAGAGAUGAAUGUGUGGCAGGUUGAUUAUAACACAAUGUCCACGUCUGUGUAUUACUGAAACACCUUUGUACUGGACAUAUGAAUAAGGACUGCAUCUGAAUUUAUUCAUAGGUGCUGUAUACUAACUCAAUAAGUCUACAUAAAGUACAGUUAAUACAUAUGUCAAUAAAUGAUUACAGUACUAAGUGAAACACACCGUAUACGUAUUACAAUAGCAGGGGAAUACUGCAGUGUUCCUUUCUUAUUUGAGACCCAUUAACUGACACUGAUAAGUGUUACACACAGUAUGUCUUUAUUCUUCUUUACUAUCAUUUUAUGUAGAGUCACGGAGAAUCUAUUGUGAACUGUUAAUGUUACUCACACUGUCAUUUGUGGUGUGAAUUGUUUAUGAGAGCGCAUGACAUCACUUUUAGGUUGUGAGCAAUGAAAGAAUGUGAGAAUAUGUCACCAGGAAUGUAAUGUAUGAGAAAUAAUGUCUUUAUCGUUCUUCAAAUGAAGGCUUCUUUAAACAGAAAUAUUAUUCGGAUAGUCUGUUGUGCUGUACAGUUUCUGUAGACACUAAAUGUUUUGUCUUGGGAACCGAAAGCUAUAAAAAGUUAUAAUUUCAUAGAAAUGAUUUCUCUCAUUACAGCUUUGGUAGAAUCAAUGCGGACUACAGGCAUUGUUAAUGACAGUAGUCCACAUUGUUUCAACCCGUUUUGGAUACAAUAAUGAUAAUGAUGAUGAUAAACAUUUUGUCAAUGAAAAUGAAUUAGAACAAAAACUUUAUUAAUUUUAACAAAAAUUGUGUGUGCAACUGAUCAGAUUUUGUCAUUUAUCUGUCAUUUACAAAUUGUAUUAACCCUCGUGCUGCCUUCGGGUCACAUGACCCAAAGGUUCAUAACAAACCAUCGUUGUGUUUACCCAAUUUUACCCAAUACAAAAACAAAUUAAAAUAAUUUUCUUUUAACCUUCGCAAUGUGGGGGGUCUGAGACAGCCCAACGGUUAAAAGAAAAGGCUUCACUUUGUCUUUGUAUGCGGUAAAUCUGUCGCAAUACGACGGUGGGUCACAAUGACUGAUGGGUCAGAAUGACCCGAAGAUAACACAAGGGUUAAGAGUCUUCUCUGCAGUAUUGUAGUAGCACCUAGUGGCAAAUUUAUGCAUUACUGGAUUAAUUAAUUGUGGAGCACUGAAUAGCGUUCCACUUUGCAAGCUGAUCAAAUCUUGUGUUAUGAUGUGAUUACAGUGCUAAUCCAUUUAACGUUGCUGUGGCAGGUCUGUUUUGAACAACUGACUGGAUUUUCUUGGAAUAGCUUAACAUGAUAUCACUUUUAAAUGUUACAAUAUUUUGUUACAUUUGUUCACCUGUUAAUUUUAAAGUUAAUAGCAUGCCCACAGCCACUGAUUAUUCAAAGAAUGUAAUAUACAUUAAGAAUAAGACCUAUAAUUAGGAACAGUGAUCAUAUAUUAUUAAGAGCACAUGAAAUAGUUACUUUCAUAUUUUUUCCAAAUCAUGAAAGUCUAACCUCACUUUUCAGGUCCAACUGGUUGGAUCAAUUAUUGUAUCCAAAAGAGUUUGAGGGCCAACUGUGCUUAAGUAAUUAAGCCUUGUUUUGUAUGCAUCUAAGUAAACAGGACCAGUUGAACCAUCCAGACCUGUUAUUCAGUACCUUUCAUUGUUUAUGUUGUAUUUAAUGUGAAUCACUGCCAUUGCACAUACAGUAAUAUCAACGCCGCUGCUUUAUAUCUGUACCAGUGAACCUUUGCGCCUAUCUUCAAACCUUUUGUGAAAGUAACUUCAGUAAUUUCCUGCCUUAUGCACCUAAGUAUACGCUCAGAUAUCAUAAAUUGCCUUUUGUAUGUUGCACCAAAAUGCUUCAAGUUAGACACUGCCAUAUUGGCAUAACCUCACACUUCAUUUAAGGCGACCCCCUGUAAACACCAACACCAGCCAUGGUAAAUAUUCAGCCAAUGUAUCACAGGUUCUUAGAUGUAUUUAUUCAUGAAAAGGGCUGUGUUCAUUUAGUUACAUAUCAAGACCUUUGGGUGGCAUUGAUAGUUUUCAUUCAGCUUGGGGUAUUUGGGUGUAUUUUACAAUGUAAUGAUGAUCCCACCUCUCAUGUAGGUGAGGACUAUGCAGAGCUGGUGUGAGCCUAACCACUAAUAUUUUAAUAAAAGCUAUUUGAUUCACAA